GAGCCGAGAGAGAAACAAAAACGUGACUAGGCACCCAAAGCGUCCUGUUAUGCAACAACUGACCCACUAACAUACAUUUAGAGACUCGGAGAGAGAAGCAGAGAGAGAGAGGGACGAGCCGGAGCAAACACGACAUGAGCGGUGCGCUGAAAACAGGAGCACUGUGUUCACGCUCCCGCAUACACCCGCACUAACGGGAGAGCUGGCGCUCUGAAAGUGGCGGACGGUGUGUGCGAGUGUGUGCCGAUGCGCAAAACGGAUUGCUGGACGCGUACAGGACCGCGUGCAUCUCUGUGGAUUGUGGCCUUUGACGAACAAGGGCCUUUCAUCUGGCUGAGGUGACAGAGCCAGACAGAAGGAGGGAGAGCUCCCCAAGAGGCUGACACACUGAGGUAGACGGCCGACCUACAUCCUGCUGCUCGUGUGGAGCUAUAGGACACUUCUCUGCCAGCUGAGCCACAUCUUUACCAGCCAACAGCGGAAAAGCAGGAGGGGUAACAAGGAAUUUUACUCACUGUUUCAACUUUAAGGACAGCUGUGCUCUCACCACACUGGUCCGGUCCAUUCAGGGAUGUUGAAACUUUGAAGAGUCUGGACACUGAACCAAAAAUCCUUCAAGUGGGUAAAUGAGGGUUGCUAAUGCUGAACUCCAGUUGCUCUCUAUCUUCUUUAUCUUUUGGUUAAUUUGGACACUUGAGUCCUGCAAUAAACAGACCAAGAGCUUCAGAAGAAAACUUUCAAAGGGGUUUCACCAACACCCCUUCCUCCCCUUCACCUCUGACCUGGUGGUCUCCCCAGUCGCCCAAACAACAUUUCAAACUGGCUGCCACUAGGCAAGAAUGGAAAAUCUGACGUCAGCUCUCAAAACAUUAAAAAACUCAGGGAAUAACCUAAACUGCCUUGAGACCUUUAGCGGUUAUGAGGAGUCUCUUUCGUCUAUCCAGGGGACUGCUGCUCGCAUGGGGCGCCUCAUCAAACCGAAACCCAACAUGAGCUGCAGGCGAAAGCGCGAGUUCAUUUCUGACGAGAAGAAGGACGCCUCCUACUGGGAGAAACGUCGCAAGAACAACGAGGCUGCCAAGCGCUCCCGGGAGAAGCGACGUCUCAAUGAUAUGGUUUUGGAGAACCGUGUCAUUGCACUGAAUGACGAGAAUGUGAGGCUCAAGACCGAGCUGCUCCAGCUCAAGUUACGCUUUGGCCUGAUAAGCACUGCUUCAUACAUUGAAAAGAGCCAGCAAAUCGGUGGAAGCAGUGGCGCAGGAAAUGGAGGCUCGUCCUCAUCCUCCUCUACUCACUACUACUCCAGCGGUUACUCAAACGGUUCUCAGGUGAUAAUGAACUCAGACUCCUCAGAAACAGAGCAGUCAGGGCGCGGUGAGAGCCACAGGCAGCUGGUGAAAUACUCCCCUCGUGGCUCCCUCUCCGACAUGUCUGACGGCUCCUCGAGGGACAGCCCCGAGCCAAUCCCGUUUGAAAUCAAACAGGAGGGUGACAGGCUGGAGAUGGACAUUGCCAGUGGCACCACCACCCAGAUCAUGUUUAAGAUCCACCAUGGUCUGGCCUCUCUACCCACUCACCACCAGAUCCAGCAGCAUUCUCAGGAACCGGAGGCUGCGUAUCACAGCCAGCAGCAGCACCAACAAAAACCCCACCAGGAGCCUGUUCCCGCAGUGAAUGUUGUCAGCCAGCCUGCCCCGCACCUGCCUGCUGCCCAAAGAAGCGUCAUCCUGUAUGGCUCCAGCAGCGCGUCCUACCCUGUGGACACACUGCCGAAUCCCCAGGAUACUGAUCUGCAGGCAGCCCAGAAGCAGAGCGGCGGGGGGGGCGCAACGCAGCUGCCUCAGUCCAUUAGUGAGAGCUCCACAGAGACACUGGCUGAGGUGACGAAACAGCUGGAGAGGAAGACGCUGGACUCCCCUCCAUACGAGCUCUCAGACAGUCACGCUGAGGCUGGAGAUGGACAGGUGUACAGAGUGUGCCAACUUCCCCAGCAGCGCCUGCAGCACGAACAGCAGGAGAACGAUCUGUCUGCAGAGCCCGGGGUCAACCACAUCUUCCUCCAGCAGCUUCAUCAGUCAUACCUCAGCGGCCAGGACGAGGAGCCACCUAUGCUUACCUAUGAGGGUGGGCCCAGGAGUGAGGCUUACGACCAAGGCCAGUCAAGCUGCUGUAGCAAGGACACGUCAUCCAGCGAUGGAGAUCCCCGCAGCUCUGACAAAGAGGCCUCCACAGAUGAUGACGAGUCCCCGUCCUCCUCCUGCUCAGAUAUGGGCAGCUACCACAGCCAGCAUCUUAGCGGCCUCCACCAGCCUGCCUCACCUGUGCCCUCCUCCCACGGCUGCACACAGACCCAAGGCCGGGGUCCCCAGGGGGAGGUGAAGGGCACGGCGCUGCCCCACAAACUCAGACUCAAACACCGGGCCAUGAGCACCGGGAGCACCGGCGGCAGCUGCUCUGGGCAGGAGUCCCCAACCACCCCUCCCUCUGCCACACCGCCUCCCCUACCCCAGCAUCCCUACCUCUCCCUCACUCCACCACAGAACACACCAGAGCCCAACUGAGGGGGAAAGGAAGGAGACGGGGGCACUACGAAACAAGAGGCGAGAUUAGGUGACAUUCACUUUAAGAAACUUGUCACAACUGACACAAGAACUACCCUGCCACCAUGCCUUUGCCCUAUAAUCACAUCCCCUCCUCGUGCCCUGAGGACAGGAGGCCGGGCUUUUCUACCCCACGUCACCAACGAGGCUGGACAUGUUGUAGGGCUGUAUCAUAAGUGUAUAUAUUGUACAGAGUUGUCAUUACUUACAUCCUCUCCAUACUCAUGGAAGCACUUUUGUUUAUGUGAUGAGAGGAGGAAUGGAACUGUCUGCUUCUCUACUUUGGUCGUCCGAUGUUUUACAGCAGAGACAUCAGCAAAGGCACUGAUGAUCUCAUACAAACCAGAAUGUCAGCACACUAAAGGUGCUGAGCUUGAUCAGUUCUACAAAUCAGACAAACAUACCCAUUAAAAAAAUGAAUCAAACCAACCUGGGGACAGUCGACCCCAGUCAACCAAAGAAGCACCAACACUACAAAUAUGAAGUUCCAUACCUCCUCCCAGACCCUACCUCUACCAGCCACACUCUCCCCAACCAUUCAUUCACAGAAGAUCACAUCACCUUUAUUUUUUAAGCACUUGGUUUGUAUAUUACUGUGAUAUAUGUAUC
Molecule: messenger RNA, 3209 nt
Organism: Monopterus albus (swamp eel)
Lineage: Eukaryota; Metazoa; Chordata; Actinopteri; Synbranchiformes; Synbranchidae
Gene: nfil3-2
Product: nuclear factor, interleukin 3 regulated, member 2
Biological process (GO): regulation of DNA-templated transcription; circadian rhythm
Cellular component (GO): nucleus
Molecular function (GO): DNA-binding transcription factor activity; DNA binding
Source: RefSeq, a predicted model, not a curated record